AUGAAUGAACAAAGUCGGGUCGAAUCCACGACCGAUGUGCUCAUCAUCGGAGCGGGUCCGUCCGGCCUCAUGGCCGCAUACUGGAUGGCCCGCUGUGGAAUCAAUGCACGCAUCAUUGAUAAACGCGAAACUAAGAUCUUCGUAGGCCAUGCAGAUGGCCUUCGUCCACGCACGUUGGAGCUAUUCGAUAGCAUGGGGUUCCAGCACCGUGUUCUACAUGAAGCCUCUGAAUCCACAGAAGUAAAUCUAUGGGGCCCUGGCCACGAGGGAAAGCUGGUCCGACAGGCUCUGUUGGAUAUGACUCAGGCGGACCAUUCGCCCUACCACAAUACCCGACUAAGCCAGGGCCGCAUUGAGCGAUUUAUACUCGAUAGUAUUCACGAGUGUUCUGACUUGAGAGUCGAGCGGGGUAUCAUCACUGAAUCAUUGGAGUAUGAUGAGAAAUUGGCGGUAGAUGCUAAUGAAUAUCCCAUUACCGUCAAACUACGCACUGUCGGCCCAGAAGAUCUGCACACACCAGAUUCCAACAAGCAAAGCUCUCAAAAUCAACUGACAUGCGAGGACCUGUUUCCUGACGACUGGGAAGAUCUCACCCAGCGUGAAAACCAGAAGGAAAAGGUCGAGACAAUCACGGCCAAGUACCUUAUCGGUUGCGACGGUGCCCAUAGCUGGACGAGAAGACAACUUGAUAUCUCCACCGAGGGUUCCAGUACCGACCAUAUCUGGGGCGUGAUAGAUGUCAUAGCCAUCAGCAACUUCCCGGACAUCAGACGAGUGAGCGUAGUGACUGGCAUGACAGGGACAAUACUCGUGAUCCCUCGCGAGCGCGGAAUAACCCGCUUUUAUGUCCCCGUACAGAUCUGCGAAGCAGGAACCAGUGAUCGCUUCGACAGGUCCUUCAUCACACCCAAGCUCAUCAAAUCGCGAGUGCAGGAGAUCAUUGCACCAUUUACCUUUGAUUUCGAGAUCUGCGACUGGUGGACAGUUUACCAGAUCGGACAACGGAUAGCAACGGAAAUCACAAAAGGAAAUAGGAUAUUCCUUGCUGGUGAUGCAGUGCACACGCACUCACCCAAGAUGGGACUGGGCAUGAACAUGAGUCUGCAGGACGGUUUCAAUCUUGGCUGGAAAGUCGCACUGGCGGCGGCGGGAACAGUCAAACCUGAGACCCUGGAGACUUAUGAUUUGGAGAGACAUCCGCUAGCAAAGAUGCUGCUUGAGUUUGAUCGUCAUUGGGUGAAUUUAUUCCUUGAUAUCGAACCGGGUGAGAUGGACACAAAGGCUGAGUCCAUGGCGGCCAUGUCGGCGAAGUUUGAAAACUUCGCUCAUGGAUGGAACGUCUAUUAUCCUGCCAGUAACAUUGUUUCGAAGUCGGAAGAUGAUGGUGCGACCAAGAAUGCCCAGCACAUGGUCCCCGGGGAGAGAAUCCAUCCCUUCAAGCUCCGAAACCAGGCUGAUGGAUGUCCACAGUGGACAACAAGACUGUUGAAGAGCGACGGUAGGUUCCGCAUUCUCGUAUUGGCCGGGGAUGUGCGGGAUCCAACGCAAAUACAACGCAUUGAAACCUUCAGUGAAGCCCUGGGUAGUGAGUCUGCAUCAGGUGCUCCCAUCCUGGACCGCUAUGUUGGCAUUCCCGGGAGAUAUGAAAGCCCGAUUGAUGUAUUCACCUUUCAUUGCGCUCCGUGGAGAGAGGUUGAAUUCUUUGACUUCCCAGAGUUCUUGCGUCCGUUGAACAUGUCAACCGGCUAUGCGUACGACAAGAUAUGGUGUGACGAUGCGUGCAUAUUCGAUAGAUAUUGUGAUGGAACCGCUUAUGAGAAGUGGGGAGUCGACCGGGCUCUCGGCAAACUUGUGGUAAUUCGCCCAGAUCAGUAUAUUGGAUGGAUAGGUAACAUGGGAGAUUUGGAAGGAAUGACCCAGUACUUUGAUGGCGUUCUUGUAAGGAAGUUGACUGUGAACGGAGACCCGAGCGUCAUUUGA
This is a messenger RNA of Penicillium brevicompactum, 1980 nucleotides long. Its product is annotated as putative phenol 2-monooxygenase. Gene Ontology annotation, molecular function: FAD binding. NCBI's taxonomy places the organism in Eukaryota, Fungi, Ascomycota, Eurotiomycetes, Eurotiales, Aspergillaceae. The transcript is spliced from 5 exons. The record is from RefSeq and is a predicted model, not a curated record. The coding region runs from base 1 to 1980 and encodes 659 amino acids.